AUGUUUCUCCGCAAGAAAAGCUCGCUGACGUCCAACAUCCUGGGCCGGCCGCCGGCGGACAUCCGCGAUAAGUUCCUGAUGGGGAAGGAGCUGGGCAAGGGGCAGUUCGGCGUGACGUACCUGUGCACGGAUAAGGUCACCGGCGAGCAACUCGCGUGCAAGUCGCUCGCCAAGCGACGGAUCGGGUCGAAAGAAGAGGUCGAGGAUAUCAGGAAGGAGAUCGCCAUCAUGCAUCACCUCGGCGGCCAUCCCCACAUCGUGCAGCUGCGCGGCGCCUUUGAGGACAAGCACAACGUGCACAUCGUCAUGGAGCUCUGCGCGGGCGGCGAACUCUUCGACCGCAUCGCCGCCCGGGGCCACUACAGCGAGCGGGCGGCAUCGGCUCUCUUCAAGACCAUGAUGGGGGUAGUUGACCACUGCCACCAGAACAAUGUCGUUCACCGGGACUUAAAGCCCGAGAAUUUUCUUCUCGCGGAUCGGAGGGAGGAUGCGCCGCUGAAGGUGGCGGAUUUCGGGCUGUCGUCGUUUUACAAGGAGGGGGAGGUGUUUUCUGAGACGGUGGGGAGCGCGUUCUACGUGGCGCCCGAGGUGCUCAAGGGGAAGUAUGACAAGGCGUGUGAUGUGUGGAGCUGCGGGGUCAUUCUCUACAUCCUGCUCAGCGGCACCCCGCCCUUCUGGGGAGACACGGAGAAGCAGAUCUUCCAGCAGGUGCUCAAGGCAACCCCGGACUUUGCAGCGGACCCCUGGCCGCAGGUUUCGGACUCGGCCAAGGACCUGGUCAAGCGCAUGCUGCACCCCAACCCCGCUCUGCGCAUCUCCUCUGCUGACGUGCUCCGCCAUCCAUGGCUGUCCCACGAGAAGCAGUCUGACAAGCCGCUGGGAGAGGCGGUGCUGAAGAGAAUCAAGAAGUUCUCUGCUGCCAACAAGAUGAAGAAGCUGGCGCUCAAGGUGAUAGCGUGCAACCUGAGUCGCGAGGAGAUCCUGGGGCUGAAGAAGCUAUUCAAGGGGAUGGACAAGGACGGCAGCGGCAGCAUCACGUUUGCUGAGCUCAAGACCGGCAUGCAGAAGCUGGGCAACCCCAUGUCGGAGGAGCAGCUGCAACAGAUCAUGGAAGCGGCGGACAUGGACCACAGCGGCACGAUCGACUACACGGAGUUCAUCACAGCAACGAUGCAGAUGAACAAGGUGGAGAAGGAGGAGCACAUUUGGAAGGCCUUCCAGCACUUCGACCGCGAUGGCAGCGGGUUCAUCACGGUGAGCGAGCUGAGGGACGCCCUGGCGAAUGAGGACAUGCUGGAGCCGGGCGAGCUGGAGCAGAUCAUUGAAGAGGUCGACACGGAUAAGAGCGGCACGAUUGACUACGAGGAGUUUGCAGCCAUGAUGAGGAAGCAAGACCCGGAGACAGCCGGGGCACAGAAGCAGAGGCGGACCCGCAACAGUGAGAAAAUUAAAGUUCCGUUGCCGGGACUUGAACCCGGGUCUUUCGGUCGCGAUCCGUCCACCCUUCGCUACGCUUACGUCACCCUCCUCUGCGAUGACGUCAUGGCGCCCGGAGCCCUGGUGCUGGUGCAUUCGCUGAAGCGCACGCGCACGCCGCACGACGUGGUGGUGCUGACGAUGAACGUGAGUGAGGGCACGGCGGCGCGGCUGCAGCUGCUGGGGGCGAGGGUGAAGCAGAUCGAGGAGGCGAUCCCUUACCCGUUUCCUGCGACGCCGAAUAGGGUCGCCAUCAACAAGCCAUGCAGGUAUUCCAAGCUGUGGAUGUGGACCCUCACGGAGUACCACCGCUUAGUCUACGUCGAUGCCGACCUGCUCGUAUUGAGCAGCCUGGACGAGCUCUUUUGCCGCGCUGAGCUGACUGCUGCACCGGACACCAUCCCUCCUGACCGCUUUAACAGUGGCUUGAUGGUUGUGGCUCCUAGUGACGAUACGUUUAGGGACAUGCUGAGCAAGGUAGCAACAACCAAGUCACCCAAUGUUGGCGAUCAGGGCUUUCUCAACAACUACUUCUCCGACUGGUAUUCCCAAGGCCCCUCCCGCCACCUGCCCUACGCCUUCAACCCACUCGUGCGCCUCAGCGGGUGGGAGGGGUGGGAGAAGUUCGUGCAGCCGCAGCUGAGAGUGCUGCACUUCUCUGGGAGCACCAAGCCGUGGAACACCAUGGAGGACAAGCAGGCAGGUGACUAUAACGGGAGGACAAGCAGGCAGUUCCCUACCACUCGCAGCUUGGAUCAUAUCUGGCUCGCUGCUCACAACGACAUGCUGCAGGCCCUUGCAAAAGCCAUGGCUGCUGCGAAGACAGCUGGAAAUGGUAGUGGCAGCAGCAGCACAGGCGCAAGGGAGCUUUCUGGUAAAAAUGCAGCAGCAGGGGAAGGGGAUGGUGGAGUUGAGACGAUCGGGGCGAGCGGUGAAUAUGCCCCGCUUUCUUCCGCCUGCCAAGAGGAGGGACCCACAAACGCCAGGCCUGUUGUUCUUCUCCCUCUCUGCAAUCCACCAGCAACUGCUCGCUUCAGGCCCAUUCUGUCCCUAACUACUGCUGCCGUCUUGGUGAUAGAUGACACAAUGCUGGUCCCCUCUCCCCUCCUCGCCACAUCCCUCGUGCGAUGGCGGGAAACACCCAACCGCCUGCAUGGCUUCCUCCCUUCCGCCCACUUCCGCCUCUCCAAGGGCCCCCUCAAAGGGCGAUUGGCCGUGCAUGCUUCCCUGGGGCCGGGAGGGGACUAUUCGGUGGUUACUGGCGCUCUGCUGCUGCAUAGGAACUACCUGCAUUAUUUUAGCUGCACGAUGAGAGAGGAGGCGCGGCGGUAUUUGGAGGGAGGAGAUGAGGGAGACGGUGGGGGAGGGAGUGAGGGAGGGAGUGAGGGAGGGAGUGAGGGAGGGAGUGGGGGAGGCGGUGGAGGCGGUCUGUCCAAUCCGGCGGCGAGGGCGUGUGCUGACGUGGCGAUGAACAUGCUGGUGACUCAUCUGUCGGACCUGUCACCGUUGACCAUCUACGACUCAACACAGGAGGUUCAAGGGCCCUUCCCCUUGCCCCCUGCGCCUGCCAUGGGUAGGUGUCUCAACGACCUUGCCAUUCACAUGGGCAUCAUGCCUCUUAGGAGCACCAUCGAUGCAGCUACAGUCAUGCAUAAGGACUCGCACAUAUACGAGCCCAAGGUUCGUGUGCGCCCGGCGCCGCUCCUCUUCUCCCCGAUACUCAACGCCUCCCUCCCAACCACCCUCCUCCACCUCAUCCCCCGCCGCUACCGCCGCUUCCUCCCCAGCUUGGAGAGCACCCACCCGCGCGUACUAUCUGUUCCGGGGGAUGCUGCUCCCAAGCAUGCUGUGUGCCUGCGGGUGAGUUUCUUUAGCAACUGCCAUCCUGCCUUGGGGGACAGCACCCACCCGCGCGUGCUAUCUGUUCCGGGGGAUGCUGCUCCCAAGCACGCCGUGUGCCUGCCUGCGGCUGAGGACUCCAAAGCAGCAGUGGAGCUCUCUCUCUCCGAAGCCAUCUCGUCCCCGGUCACCGCACUCCACCUCUCCGGAACCUCUGUCUUCGCUUCCACUCCCUCCACUGCAACCAUUACAAGCCCAAGCACACCCAUCAGCAGCAGAGAGAAAGAUGAUAUCAUGCACAAGGGGAUGAAUGGAGAUGAAGGAAUGAUGAUGUUAGGGUUUGAUGAUCCGUUUGCCGUGUUCCAUCUGGCAGCAAGAUUGGCUGUGUGGCGAAAGUCCGAAGGCUGCUUUGCUCCCUCCCGCCUGCUGCUCUUCCACGGCGACCAACUGCAACCAACA
This is a messenger RNA of Closterium sp. Yama58-4, 3774 nucleotides long. NCBI's taxonomy places the organism in Eukaryota, Viridiplantae, Streptophyta, Zygnematophyceae, Desmidiales, Closteriaceae. The record is from the annotation of a GenBank genome assembly.